Molecule: messenger RNA, 2130 nt
Organism: Candidozyma haemuli
Lineage: Eukaryota; Fungi; Ascomycota; Pichiomycetes; Serinales; Metschnikowiaceae
Product: ABCB family ABC transporter ATP-binding protein/permease
Exons: 1
Coding region: 1-2130 (709 amino acids)
Biological process (GO): transmembrane transport; intracellular iron ion homeostasis
Cellular component (GO): mitochondrial inner membrane
Molecular function (GO): ATP hydrolysis activity; ABC-type transporter activity; ATP binding
Source: RefSeq, a predicted model, not a curated record
AUGCUUCUUUCUUUGCUCAGGUUUAGGCUGCCAGGAGUUGUCCAGGCGUCCAGGCAAUUGGCCAGGACGUCAUUGGCUAAUCUGCGCCCGCAGGUUUCGUUUACCAGACCGUUAUCUCGAGGAUCCACAGUGGCAGUGAAAUCCAGGUUGGGCCACAUUUGCUCCAGAGGGUUCCACACAUCGAAAAGAUUAUCUGAGAAUGGUAAGAAGGACUCUUCGACAUACUUGUUCGGCCGCCAAAUCUCUACUUCGCAAUUUAAAAUGCUUAGAUCGCUAUUGGUGACAAUUUGGCCGAAGAACAAACCUAGCUUCAAGGUGAGAGUGGUUAUUGCUCUUCUGCUAUUGGUUGGUUCUAAGCUUUUGAAUGUCCAGGUUCCAUUCCUUUUCAAGUCGAUUAUUGACGAGAUGAACGUCGAUUGGUCAGAGCAAUUGGGUACGCUAGGCACGGUGAUGGGUACCAUGAUUAUUGCUUACGGUGGUGCUAGGUUCGGUGCUGUGUUAUUUGGUGAGCUCAGAAACGCUAUCUUUGCUUCAGUGGCGCAGCUGGCUAUUAAAAGAGUGGCUAACAAUACUUUUAAGCACUUGCUUGAUAUGGACUUGCAGUUCCACCUUUCUAGGCAGACGGGUGGUCUCACACGAGCCAUUGAUCGAGGGACCAAAGGUAUCAGUUAUGUGCUCAGUGCAAUGGUGUUCCACAUUAUUCCAAUCGGUUUUGAAAUCAGUGUUGUUUGUGGUAUUUUAACUUAUAACUAUGGUCUUUCCUUUGCCGCUGUGACAUUGAUGACAAUGAUUGGAUACUCUGUUUUCACCAUCAGAACCACUGCUUGGAGAACUGGUUUUAGGCGUCAAGCUAACAACGCCGAUAACCAAGCUGCAUCCGUUGCAUUGGACUCAUUGAUCAACUAUGAGUCAGUCAAGUACUUUAACAACGAGGCGCACCAAUGUGCCAAGUACGACAAGUCCUUGACAAGCUACCAAAAUGCAUCCAUCAAGGUCGCCACUUCUUUGGCAUUCUUGAACGCUGGACAGAAUUUGAUUUUCACACUGGCGCUCACUGCUAUGAUGUAUAUGGGUUGUCAAGGUGUGGCCACAGGUGCUCUUAGUGUUGGUGAUUUGGUCUUGAUUAACCAGCUUGUCUUCCAGUUAUCUGUACCACUUAAUUUCUUGGGUUCAGUUUACAGAGAACUCAAGCAAUCGUUAUUGGACAUGGAAAACCUUUUCCAAUUGCAGAAUUACGAUAUUAAGGUACAGAAUAAGCCUGGUGCAGACAACCUCACAUUAAACCCAAUCCGUCCGGGUGAAAUACGCUUUGAGAAUGUUACCUUCGGAUACCAUCCUGACAGACCGAUUUUGAAAAAUGCUUCCUUUGUCAUUCCACCCGGUCAAAAAGUCGCUAUCGUCGGUCCAUCUGGAUCGGGAAAAUCCACUGUUCUCAAGCUUGUAUUUAGAUUCUAUGACGUGGAUUCUGGAAGAAUUCUUAUCGAUGGCCAAGACAUUUCUAAAGUCGAUCUUGAAUCUUUAAGACGUUCUGUUGGUGUUGUCCCGCAAGAAACGCCAUUAUUCAAUGAUACAAUAAUGGAGAAUAUUCGAUAUGGUCGACUUGACGCUCAUAACGAUGAGAUCAUGUCGGCUGUAUCCAAGGUGAGGCUUGAUGCACUUAUUAAGGAGCUUCCAGAUGGAAUGGAUACAAUUGUCGGAGAGCGAGGAUUGAUGAUUUCUGGCGGUGAAAAGCAAAGACUUGCCAUUGCCAGGCUUCUUUUGAAGCGCGCUCCAAUUACAUUCUUCGACGAGGCUACAAGUGCUCUUGAUACUCAUACCGAGCAGGCAUUGCUUAGGACUUUGAGAAGCGUGUUUAUUGAGGGGCGCUCAACAAAUGUCUCCAUUGCACACCGUCUUCGUACCAUUGCAGACAGUGACAAGAUUAUUGUGUUGAACAAGGGUGCUGUUCAAGAAGAAGGAACACACCAGAGCUUGCUUAACCAGUCAGACUCGCUCUACGGAGAACUCUGGAACAUUCAAGAGAACCUCGACUUGGAGGAAGAGUUGAAGAGAAGAGAUGAAGAAGAAGAGGAAGAAAGACAGAAGAAGCAACGCGGGAUCUCCGAGACAAAGUCGCCUAAAAACGCAUAA